Molecule: messenger RNA, 5226 nt
Organism: Mesocricetus auratus (golden hamster)
Lineage: Eukaryota; Metazoa; Chordata; Mammalia; Rodentia; Cricetidae
Gene: Rimoc1
Product: chromosome unknown C5orf51 homolog
Exons: 6
Coding region: 59-940 (293 amino acids)
Biological process (GO): mitophagy
Source: RefSeq, a predicted model, not a curated record
CAGGUGAUCGCCCGGCCGCCGCGGUCACGUGGAUCGGGCGGGCGCGCCCGAGCUGGCCAUGGCGGCCGCGGUGUCCGGUGUGGUGAGGCGGGUGGAAGAGCUCGGGGACCUGGCUCAGGCUCACAUACAGCACCUUAGCGAAGCCGCGGGGGAAGACGAUCACUUUUUAAUUCGGGCCUCUGCAGCUCUAGAAAAAUUGAAACUCUUGUGUGGAGAAGAAAAAGAAUGUUCAAAUCCAUCAAAUCUUUUGGAACUAUACACACAGGCCAUUUUGGACAUGACGUAUUUUGAGGAGAAUAAGCUAGUGGAUGAAGAUUUUCCUGAAGACUCUUCUCCCCAGAAAGUAAAACAGCUUCUCAGUUUUCUUUCAGAACCAGAAAUUUUAGUUAAAGAAAGUAUGCAUCCCAAACUGUGCGAUUUGCUUGGGGAUGAGCUACUAGAAUGCCUCUCCUGGAGAAGAGGAGCCCUGUUAUAUAUGUACUGUCAUUCUCUAACUAAGAGAAGAGAGUGGCUCUUAAGAAAGUCUAGCUUGCUUCAGAAGUACCUUGUUGAUGGGAUCAAUUACUUGCUGCAGAUGCUAAAUCAUCGAUGCCCAAUCCAGUUAAAUGAAGGUGUUUCUUUCCAAGACCUAGACACAGCUAAAUUACUGAGUACAGGAAUAUUUAGUGAUAUUCAUGUACUGGCUAUGAUGUACAGUGGAGAAAUGUGCUACUGGGGAUUAAAGCAUUGCACAGAUCGGCAGUCAGAAAAUCAUGAAGUUGAUACUGAUGUUUGUGGAGCAAGCUGUACCACACACAGAGAACCUUUGGAUUUCCGAGAAGUAGGAGAGAAAAUUUUGAAGAAGUAUGUGUCGGUGUGUGAAGGGCCUCUGAAAGCGCAGGAGUGGAACACGACGAAUGCUAAGCAGAUGUUGAGCUUCUUUGAGCAGCACUGUAGCUAGGUGUUCAUCUAGUCCUCGGAACGAAAGACGGGAAGAUGGGGGAGGGAAAGGAGGCGUCACCAAAGGAGAUGUACUGUGCUGAUCGUGACAACACUACACUACGGAAAGGGGCCCAAUGUGGCGAGCCUUUCCUAAUGCUAUCUCCUUUCAUUGUAUAGUCUCAAAUCUGUGAAAAAAGUAUUCUCUAAUUCCUAAAAUGGUGUAUAUGUUAUUCUAACUGAACUUGAACUACGUAUAAUCUUGCCACUGGUAAGGAGGAACCCAAUGUAGAUUGAUAGUUGCUUUAUAAUACUUUAGAUUAUAUUUUCAUUGUAGUAAAAUAUAUGUAAGACAAAAUCUCCUUAUUUUGAAGUAUGUAUACUUCAAAGAUGAAAAUCAGUUAUCCUCCUUGUUUCAGAUAUAUACUAUGAGUAUAAAUGUGGGCAAUUAAAAGAUUAUAACUAAUAUUUAGAUUUCAUUUCCAGUAAGCUAAAUAGCAAAAUAUUUUUAAAAAAUGAAUCAUUGUAUUUAUUUUGCCUUGUAUUACUAAUAAUACUUAAAUUAUUGUCUUAGCUAUUUUAUAAAUUAUUUUCUUAUUUUGUUUAAAAACAAAAACUGCAUGGUUUCUCCAGUAUGAAGGUAAAACUCAGUAGAGAUGAUUCUGUCAUUAGUUCAGAUGUUUCUAGGGCACAUCUUUGCAUAUAUUUUGCCUUUAUUAAGAUUGAAAUGCUGAUGGUCAGAGAGCCUAGUUUGCUGUCUUGCUCACCGUCUUUCUGCCUACCUCAACUUCUGUUGUCUUGGGAUGGUCUGUGUGAUGAUCUCUUCUGAUGCACUAGACUUCUGUCCCAGUGACAUCUUUACAUUCCAGGAUGCUCCUUGGGCAUCAGCCAUACUCAGUUUCUCUGUCUAAAAUCUUAAAUUUCAGUUAACUGAUGAUAAUUCUCAUCUCUUAAAAUUUCCUUAUUUUUCUUGGUUUUUCUCUAUUUUCAUUCUGCAGCUUCCUUCCUCUUUACAGGGCUCUUUCUUGACUGUUUUCGUAACUCUUGAGCAGUGAGCUUUCUUUGCCCUGCACUUCAGUGGCACCAUCUGAACUACGGUCCCCUUGUUUCCUCUUCUGUCUUAUCUGCUAGUGUUGUCUUUAGCAGGCUCUCAACACUGUGUUAAUGGCUCCUUCCUCAGCCAUUUAACCUUAGGAGGCUAAGGUCUAUGGAAGGCGUGUAGUCCUUCAAAGCCUGUUACUACACGUGGGACUUCACUUAGAAGAACCUUAACUGCAAGUGACUAAGGUGCCUGUCCUUUCCCACUGUGGUAGUCAAAUUUCAUUAGUCACCUCCUCCCUUAUUCUUUCACAGGAAGUUUAGAUUCUGAGAGAAUCAGCUAAUACUUACUCAUUUUUCUGUUUUAAACAAAAAUAGGUUGCCUAUUUUCUGUUGACUAAACGUUGGUAUUUCCUUUGUUUUUCUUGUUUCUCAUUUUUUUAUCUGUCCUUGUGAAAGUUCUGUUUUUUUUUUCUUACUCCAAAUGCUCAUGUUAAGCAAUAUCUUUCAUAAUGCCUAUAAUAUUAGGCUGAUUUCCAUUCACGGAAUUGAGCUCUAGUCUCCUUGCUCUCUGAAGUUUAUUUCUAACUGCCUAUUAAAUGUCUUCAUUUUGACAAAUACUGACAACACAGUAAUUUUAAAUUCAGUAUGAGCAAACAAAUUUUCAUCUUUUAUGGAAAAUCUUCUCUGCUUGUUUCCCCCUAGUUUUGUGUACUUUUUCAAGAAGGAAAACAGAAGACUUCCCUUCCUAUCCUCAUUUCUACACACACUGACUUGUAUUCUAGACCAAUGUUUUUCAGACAUCAAAAUCCCAGGCUCUUUUUUCAUAAACAAAAUUCCGAAUAAGCAAUGGAAGCUAGGGGAGAUUCUUCCAUCCCUGCUACAACUCCUGGCCUAUCGUUAUACAACCAAGAUUUUUAUGUAACCUAGCACUUUAGCAAGUUUUAUUAUGAAAAUACCUUAGCUUUCUAAAGUUAAAUAAUCUUUAAUGUGGUUUUUAGAAGCACAGACUUCUUCAGUGGGUCAUAGUCAAUUAAUCAAGUACUUCCAGUACUUUUCCUAAAUGCACAUGUUUUACAGCCUUUGUUGACACCAUUGUUUCUAGGCCCUUCUUUGUGGCCAGGUAAAUACUUUACUUGUAUGAUGUACCCUUAGUAACACAGUGUCCAAAGGCUUUUUUUUUCAGCCCUUUACAAUAGAAAUUAGAUGUUCCUUAUUUUUUUCUAUCUUUUUCAUGUUAUCACAGUACAACGUGUUGUAAUUAUUUUCCUUACUACUGAAUGAACUCCAUAUCUUAAAAUUUUACCUUUGCACAUACCAUUCAUUGCAUGGUAGGUAGUAAUGUUUUUUGAGUUAAUGAGGCAUGAUUUGAAAUGCCAAAUUUUGCACAAAAGGGUUGCUGCUAUUGCAUUCCAGACUGCCAUGCCCUCUAUACCAGUGGUUGAUACAGGAAGGAGGAAUAUGUAUUUUUCAGAGGAGUAAAUUAUGACUUGGAUGCUAAACCUGUGAAAGACUUCAUCUUCAGAAGCUGAGAGCUUCAAGUUUUGCCUUUGUGACCUUUAUGGACUCACUAGUUGGUACAAUUAUGAGGGUAUUCUUGGGUGCUUUUUGUAUAAUUUACUCCUUCCCCCCAAACAACUGGAGAAGAAUUUGUCGACCAUAAUAGCUGCAGUACUUUUUACCAUGGUAUUAUAAAAGAACAACACAUUUUGUAUUCAUUUAAUCUUCAUGAGUAAAUUCUUUUAUUUAGAAUGAAGUAACCUCAAAAUACCAAGUACUCUACAUAUGGACAAUAAUCAAGUCUGUAAUCGAUUCAACGCUAUUUUGUGCCUACUACAUGCCAUAUCUUGAUGUAGGCACUGAGGAUAUAGCUUUAUAAACGCCCCCCCCCAUUAUGGGGCUUUCAGUGGUAUAGUAUACAGUAUGUCAAGUGAUAACACUGUAAAGCGUUCAGCAGCCUGUAAGGGAUAAGUGUGACUUGGAGAUGGGUGCUGUUUUAUUUAGAGUGGUUAGAAAGGCACAUCUAAGCACCUGUCUUCAGUUUCCAUUCUGUUGUGUAGAUGCCUUGUAUGCUCAGUACACUCACAGACUUUCUUAUGAAGUCACCACUUAAAACUUUCUCAUUUUUUUUUUUUUUUGCAUUGAAUGGAUUUCUUAUCUGUGGUGUUCCUCAUGUGUACUGCCGGAAAGCCUUGGGCUUUUUAUUCAUUCCAGGUGGUUUUCUUUCUACCUUCUAGUUCCCUUUUCUGUCUUCUGUAAGGUUACUGCAUCUGUCCACAGAAGCCAGAACUCUGUAGUUUCUUUGAUAUCACUUCCCUAUAUAUUUUAAACACAAUAUGAGUUAGCUUAGUGUGGAAAUAUUACAUUAAGAGGUACUCAAUAUAGUCACAAUUAAUGUAUGCAUUAUAUACUCAUGCUGGUUUCCAGUAGUUUUUGUUUUCAUACUUCUACUGAAAAAUCACUAUAUCUUCAGUGUGAAUUCUCUGCUGUUUACUAAGAUGUAAAAUAUUAUAGGAUUUUGGGCAAUCCUUAAAUGUUUAUCAUUCUUUACUCAAUAUGAAUUUUCUGAUGUGGACUGGGAUUUAAGACUUGUUUGUGAGUUUGAGGCUAGCCUGGUCUACAAAGAAAGUUUCAGGAUAGCCAGGGCUGUUGCACAGAGAAACCCUGUCUCAAAAAACAAACAAAACCAAAACAAAAAGACUGAAGAGACUGACUCACUGUUUAUAGGUUUCUGGCUACUGUGCAUUAUUUGAUGUUAAGGCACAUACGAUGACAUUCAUUCCCUUACAUUUUGCUUAUAGCAGAGUGGGAUAAGAGUCAUGGCUAAAAGCCCACCGUUAAGUUACAUUCCUAGCUUUACAGUCUGUGGUCAGUGCUCUGAUAUUCAUUAAAGUGUGAGAGCUGUAUCUGAAGGCGUUCUCAGAGUUAUCUUCAUGAUGCUUUAAAAUCCCACUGCUACCAACUUUUAGAUUGCUUAUCUCCUUGGCUCCUCUUCUAGGACCCUUUUUGUAACUCAUGAGGCUACCCCAUCUGCCACAGAAUCCAGGAUCCCAUAGUUCUCUAGUAUUACUUACCCUGAGUUCUUUUAAUAUAAAAUGAAAUACAUUAUGGAAGUAUUAUAUUAACAUAAGCUUAAUAUAGCUGGAAUUAAAAGUAUUCAUUAUGUACUUAUGCUGGUGUUUAGUAGUUUUGUUUUUUGCAACUUUUAGUGACAUUUUCCAACUACAGUGUUUUGGAAUAUGAUUAAUAAAAUAAAAUCACAUUCCCCUA